GUCUCAUUCCUCUUUCUCAACCUCAUUCAUCCCAUUCACUUCACUUCACAAUGACCGUCACCAACCCCGCCAACCUCGUCGUCGUUAUCACGGGCUGCGAUACUGGCUUUGGCUCAGAAAUUGUCGAUGAACUCUACAAGCGCGGAGGCUACACAGUCUAUGCCACAUGCCUGACAGAACAGGCCGUGGAAUCCUACAAGGCGAAGCAGUCGUCGCGCAUCAGGGCUAUCCAGGUCGAUGUCACCAACCAGGACGACGUCAACCGCCUCCGCGCCCAGAUCGAGGCGGAAUGUCCCCAGGGUGUUUAUUGUAUCCUCAACAAUGCCGGUAUCUAUGCCGGAGGAUUCUUUGACUUCGCCUCGGAGGACAGCUUCCAGAAAAUCAUGGACGUCAACUAUAUGGGAAUCAUCCGCAUCAGCAAGGCCAUGCUCCCCAGCAUGCGCAUCUUUGCCAAAUCACGCCACAGCCCUCAGGGCAAGCAUCUGCCUCGUGCGCGUCUCCUCAGCAUCACCUCAGUCGCAGGCCGUUCCAACCCUCCUGCUCACGGCGGCUACAAUGCCUCCAAGCACGCUGCAGAAUCGAUCAUGGAUACGCUGCGCGUGGAACUAUCGCCAUGGGAAAUCGAUGUCUCGAUGCUGGAACCCUUCUACGCAAAGACCCCACUGGUCGCAUCGGCUCACGUUGUCCUUGAGAAGGUCUGGAAGGCAUCAGAUCUGAAGACACAGAAGAUGUAUGGCCCCCAGUUUAUUCAGGGAGUUCGCAAACACUCGGAGGAGUUGUACAAUCAGUCCAUGCCCUCAAAGUGGGUCGUCGAUGCUGCAGUCAGCGCCAUCAGGAAAAAGGCCGGAGCAAAAAAGGCUCGUAUCUUGAUCGGUUUCUGGUGGGUCGGCACAUUGAUCCGCUUUCAAGAGAUGGCGCCCUCGUGGAUCGUCGACUUUUUCACGAAGCUCAUCAUGAAGCGCGUUGGCGCCUGGCCAUCGGAUCCUUUCCUGCUCAAGGAUAGCAAGAGCAUCUAGAGAGGAAAUCGAUCCCCGUAUACCCGUAUACCCGUAUACCGGAACAGUUAUUUAUUUAUAAAAAGUACUGUAAUAAAACGAAGCAGCGCUU
Gamsiella multidivaricata is the source of this 1107-nucleotide messenger RNA. RefSeq lists its product as uncharacterized. Bases 51 to 1016 code for a protein of 321 amino acids. The record is from RefSeq and is a predicted model, not a curated record. The transcript is spliced from 3 exons. Lineage: Eukaryota; Fungi; Mortierellomycota; Mortierellomycetes; Mortierellales; Mortierellaceae. Gene Ontology annotation, molecular function: oxidoreductase activity.